This is a messenger RNA of Didymodactylos carnosus, 408 nucleotides long. Lineage: Eukaryota; Metazoa; Rotifera; Eurotatoria; Philodinida; Philodinidae. The record is from the annotation of a GenBank genome assembly.
AUGGCUGGUUCUUUGACAACUUUCAUAGCGCACAAUCAUAAUAAUUCUGAUGGUGAAGAAGCUAAUAAUAAUCCAGUAAUAAAUGAUCCAAUUGAUGACAGAACUCAAACUCCACAGCAAAAUUCAAUUGCUAAUGCAGAAGAGAAUACGAAUAACAAUGAUGAUCUUAGUGCUUUUAAUCCAAUUUACGAUCCUCAUAAAAGAAUUCGAGAAGAAGAUGAAAAGUCUUACUUUUCUAAUACUCAGUCUCAACUACUGAAAUAUAUUACAAAUUCAGCUAAACUUCAACGGGCAUAUGUUAUCGGCGAUAUCAUUGACUUAAAAAUUUCUGAUGUUGAUAGAACAAUUUCUGAGAAAAAGAUAGUAUUGAAGGGGCGAACCACAGGCAUUAACAAGCUCAUAUCAUAA